Cinara cedri is the source of this 9491-nucleotide messenger RNA. The record is from the annotation of a GenBank genome assembly. NCBI's taxonomy places the organism in Eukaryota, Metazoa, Arthropoda, Insecta, Hemiptera, Aphididae.
UGCAGCAGCCACCACAGUUGUCUCUCAGUAAUACGAUACCCACUCCGUUCACACCGACUACCACCGUCCACGUGCGCUUCGCGUAUAUAAAGUAAAUCGCGACACCGAGUGUUUAGUAUUUCAGAAUAAUACCGGAGUAACAUUCGCCCCUACUGCACCCACGGUGUUUUGUUUCAAUAACAAUAAUAAUAGUAAAUAUUCAAUUACGCGCCGAAGCCAAAUAAUCGCCAUCAUGAGAAGCGAAAUUCUGGAAGAGAUGCCCGAAGAAACGAUGGAAUAUUUCUGCGAACAAGUUUUGAAACGCGAUUGGCCCAACUGUAUCCACGUGAGUGUUUACAAUUUAAAUAAUAAUUGUUUAUGAUCAUCAUUAAUUGCGUAGAAGUAACAGCAAUAAUUAUUAUAGUGCUAUAUUAAACCGACAAAGUCCGCUUUUGCGGCGAACCUAUAGCUAGGUACGUCUGAUAACUGUAUUGUGGUUGUACGUAUACGUAACUAUAACGGAUAUUUUACUGUGGUCCACUAAACGUUUUUGUGGCCAUAUUUAUUGUAUCGUUUCUGUACGUUAUGUAUUUCAACAAUGGCAAUACUUUAUUACAUAUCUAUAUUACAUUUUUGGAAAUAUGUCUAAACUUGCUGGACAACGUUAAUUAGAAUUAUUAUUAUUAUUUAUUUAUUUAUUUUUUUCCUAAUGACUGAACGAAAAAAUAUAUUUGUGUGUUUUUUAUGUCGCGUUUUGGAAAUUGGCCGGCUAAAACAAAACAUACCAUUUGAUUCUACCGAACUAUCGCUUGAUGAAUUUACGAGUAACUCGAGUGAAUUGGGUGCAAAUAGCUCAAUUUUUUUUUCUUAUGUAGAUGUUACUUUAGGAAAGUCAUUUUUUGUUUUUCAAAGUGGUUUUCUUAAUAUCUGGGAUAACUUAUUAUUUACGAAAAUAAUUCUUUUCUUAUUUUCAAAUUUGUUAAAUGUUGUAAUUCGGUUUAAAAUAUUAUUAAAUUACUUAAUUAAUUAAUUACUUAAUUAAUAAACAAAUUAUUAAAUUUUUUUUUUUGUUUUGAACAUAUUAUGCACCUUAUAUUGUCGAUAUAAGGACGACGGCGAAGUCCGAAUUGAGCAUACUGUCUUAGUUUCAAAAUUAUAACUUUUUGAAGUUCUGAUAUUAUGCGAAUAUUAUAUUAUAUAUGUUGUGUUAUAUAACUCAAUAUUGUCUAAUUUAUAGUAUGCUUGUCGUAGUCUAGUGGUGAUACGUACCUAUAGUCGUCCUAGAAUUUUUUUUUCAAAACCACGUCGGGUAGGUAACAGGUAAAAAAUAAAUAUAUUUUGGGUGUACCUAGAGACCUAAGCUGUCGUAAUAUGACAUAUAUUUUUGAAAAAGAAAUAUUAACCGGGCUCCGCUCAGAAUCAUUUUUCGUUAGCAAUGAUUAGUCUUUGCUUACAGAUAUGCAUUAAAUUCUCCUCAUAGAGUAUGUUAUAGUAUCCUGUCUUCUCAACUUCUCAUCUAUAACAGUGGUCCACUUAUUGUGCGAAAUAUGUUAAGCAGUAAAAGCAUUUUUUUUUUUUUUUUACAACAGUUUUGAAAUUUCUAAAACUGUUUCAAAUUAAGUACGAUCGGAAAAAAAAUUUGAACAUUUUUAUUUUUUAUUAACUGAAAAAAGUGUUUUACAUUCAUCGUAGUAAAAUAAUAUUAAUAAAUAAUUGCAGCAACUAUUUUUAUAGUAAACCGUUUGCCAGAAUUUUUCGAUGGCGUGCACGAUUAAUUCAUUACAAGAAUAAAAAACAUUAGGUGUUUUGCUGCCCAUCUUCACUUUUUAAAUAGCAUUAUGAUAGUACACGUGUACCGAAUUCGCUAACUCUUGUUUUUCUUUCCGUUUUACUCGUAAGUACUACAUUCCUACUACCGUUAACGCGCAAUUACUGAAGCGACAGACAAACGCGAAAUAAUCAGGCAACAUUGAUUUUUUCGGAAUUACUGGGAGUUGACGACGUACCGACCCGCCGAGUGGAUGGGCUCACUCCAAACGGAAACUGGUUAAACGAAAUGUAGAUGAAGUUAAAAUAAAUGUCACUUUAAAAAUCUUAACGCGUUCACGCUUUAAGAUUUUAGUUUUUUAGCAGAAUGAGGAAUGUAUUGGUUUUACAAUGUUGUUUAUUUGUAUUAUUAUUUUUUUUUAUCUGUGAACAACUUUAUAACCAGCAAUUUACAAUAAAAGCACUUUUUCUAAAAGGAAAUCUAACUGGGGAAGUUAUUUUUUUAUUUUCCCAAUAAAUGGAAAAACGAAAAAAAAUAGGAGAAUAUUAAACAAAUAUUAUUAAAAAAUGCUUAAUACAUGUUAUUAUUUUAUCUUAAUAUGACAAAUAUAUUGUUCGCAAAGCAACACUAUCAACCAAAUUCCGUUCAGAAUCGUUUGUAUUAUCAAUGGUUGAUCGUUGCGUACAGAUAUACAUUAAAUUCCCGUCUGUAUCUUAUCUUUCCAACUUCCCACCUACAAUAGUGGCUGCGCCCGUUCUCAUUAUCCUAGGACAUAGCUUUUUUAAGAUUGUGUUAACAAUAUUAUACUUUUAUUAUCAUGUAUGCGCGGGAUGGAUGGUGGGUGUUUGGAAAUUAUAUAAUAUAAUCGUUUUAGUGUUAUUGUUAUAGUAAAAUGAUCUAUAUUGGUACCGUUGCGUAAUCUAUUUUAUAUAAUUAAAUAAUAAUUGGCAAAAUAAUUGUAUAUUGGCCCUAUUAUGUAUUCACAUGUAUAAUUAAUUAUUGAUAACUUAUAAGUCAUAACUAGUUGUAGUCAAUGCGAGUUCAUAAAUCAUUACUUGAUUGAUUAAAUAACACAAUUUUACUUGCAUAUUCCGACGUACGAGAUUAGUGAAGAAGCAUCAUUUGUGUGGCGACACGGCGCACGGCGUUUUAAGAAUGUACCUCUACUCUUCCCCGACCUAAACUUAAAAAUGGAAUGUAUCGUCAACGGAUUGACGGACAUUAAAAAUUUAAACACCAACAUUUAUUUUAACUACUACUCCAUCUAUUUAUAGAAUUUUUAAUUUAGGUUGCCAUUCAAAAAUCAAAAGUAGGUAUUAGGUAAAUUAGGUAAAAAUUAGGGCGACAAAAAAAUAACAUAAAUGUAAAAUUGCAGAACCACUUGUUUAUACAACUUUUUAUAAAACAAAUGUCGAAAAAAACCAAUACUUUCCGAGAUAACGAGUGUCUUACGAUAGAUUGAUCACCUUGUGUAUAUAAAAUAACCACACAUUUUCCUUUGGGAGAGGGGGGUUGUCUAAUCAAGAAUCAUAAAAUACUUUAAUAAUUAUAAACCGUGGAAUUUUCAUGUAAAAAUAGAUAACAAAUACCUUCGUAAAACAGUUUUUCAGAUUAAACUAUUUUCAUAUUGUAAUUUAUUUUUUUCGUGUUACAAUAAAUUUUAAAAGUCACUUCGUGCACUUAUAGCACUUGACAAUUUUAUUAUCGUCAUUAGCCAGUGACACGUAUUUGGCAAUUCAGUAAUUAUUUGUCAGUACAUAAUAACGUGUUGGUAUUUAUUGAAUAGAUGUGAACUUUUGUGUUGUGAUGGUCACAUGAAAAAAAAUGCCCAGAAAUCGAUCCAAAUUUAAUUAACACUUAUCUAAAUUAGAACAAUUUUAACAUUAAGAUUGUCGAAGGAAUUAUAAUUAUUAUAUAAAUCAAAAAUCAACAGUAAAAAUUGUAAAAUUGGUACACCUAUAGCUAUAUGUAAAAUUAAUAUUAUUUAGUAACGUCAGUUAAACGGCAUUCAUGAUAAAAUGUAGCAUAAAUAUUUAUUUAAAUUUCAUAAAAGAACAUAUUAUCAUUAUUAGUUUGAAUCGUGUAAUGGUAUUGCAACUGUAGUAUAGGUGGGUUAGUACAUUCGGUCAAUACGUAGGUAGUUAUUUUUAGACUAUCAUUCGAACUAAACGUAUUUAUUUAUAAGCUGACAAAAAAAUCCACAGUCAUGUACCUAUAUACUAUUCUUAUGCUAGUAACUGUCAAUAUUAAUUUUGUUUUUUAGUUGGGUUUAUUGACACAUAUGUAAAGAAAAAUUAAAUUUUAUUUUCAUCCCUUAAUUAUUGAAAAAAAUGAUAUUAUAUUUUUCCACUCUUUAAAAUUUUCCAUACAGCUAUUUUGUAAAAUAUAUUAUUAAUUUCAAAAUUUGAAUGUAUCAUACAUUUAUAUCCGAUUAAUAAUUUCUUAGUUAUAGUGACUUUAAUGAAUAGAAAAUAGGCCGGAAAACAAUUAAUACUCAAUAGAAAAUAAUGAAUUGCCGUGUUGAUUGCGAUUCCUUAUUGGAUAACGUGUUUUCUAUUGAAAAUUGAUUGUUUUGAGAUUAAUUUUCUAGAAAUUAAAACGGCUAUUAAUAAGAAACUAUUGAUCCUAUAUAAAUGUAGGUAAUAAUUAAUAUAGUAUGGUAACUGUAUGCGAAUGUCAUGAUAUGCUAAUGAUAAUUUUACCGUCUCCAUCAGGAAUAAAGACGUCUUGUUCCAUAAUUGUUUAUAUCUACUUUAAAAUAUUUAUUUAGAAAAAUAAUGAUUAUUUAAUUUUCUACGAGACAUUCUAAUACUUUACAACUAGAAUUUCUUUAAGGGAGGGGAAUCUAAAGACUUAUGUUAUCAUAAAAUCGUUAAUGACUUAAAACCUAUUAGUAAGAUCACUUUUUUUAUUGUUAUUGUUUGUAUACUUUGUCAAGGUAUAAACAACCUUUGGCUAAAAGAUUAAGAUUGCACCUGUAGCUUAUCUAUAAGGUAUAAGGAUAUUCGUGCCUGUAGGAAAUAGGUGUAGGACCACCCCUAGUAACUCGUCUCAUAAAAUUUACUAUUUAUUAUACGCUAUGUAGGUAUCUAUUUAGUUGGUUUUAAUAACUUUUAAUAGGUAGUAACUGUUUAUGGAAAAUUCAGCAUUUACGAAAGUUAAUUAAUUCUAAUAUUCGGAUUCUGUAAUCUGUAAUCUGAAAUCUGAAAUCUAACAAUUUUACAUCCUUAAUCUAUUUACUAGGUACUUGAUAAUACUGUAGAGCUUAAUGUUCACGGUUAAGGUUGAAUUCAAAAACCAACAUUACAUUACUUACCUAAUUAGUUAAUUAUUAUUUGUAUUUUACUUAAUAUGGCAUAAUCAGAUUAUUAAUAGUAAAAUUAAAACUGAAAUAAAAUUAAUUAUAUUAAAAAUUAAAAAAUUAUUUUACAGGCAUAUUAUUUCAUUAAAAAUGCUUUUCAAUGGAAGCUCAAAAAUUCGGUGUCAACUUACAAAUUAUUAUACAUAGCAAAUGACGUGGACAAUGGGACAUUUAUUGGCAUUUUAUCACGACCUGUAAGUACAAAAGAACAACAAUAUUAUCGUAAUUAUAUAGAACAAUGUAUAAUGUACUUGUUAGGUAGGUACUAAAUUUCAGAUAUAUACUAUAUUUCUAAACAUGAAACUUAUUAAUUAAUUAUACUUUUUUAUUUUUUAUAUCUUCAUAUUGUAAUACAAUAAUUAUUUGUUAAUGUAAUGCAAUGCAAUAAGCACCCAGCACAGUAUAAUUAAAAUAUAUUGUUUAAACUUGUCUGGUAUGGAUUUCUGACUGAUGUAUAAAAAACAGUCUGCAAUCAAGGUAUUUAUUAAAACCCGACCAAGUCUAUAUUUUUGGUUCCCGACUUGGGAUAUUUUUUUCAAUAUCCAACCUGAUAUUGAACAAUUUUUAUUUCUUAAAUUAGUUUGGCUCAAUCCAACUAUCGUUAUUUUUUUUCCAACCAAUAAAUAUAACUUGUAAUGAACAUUGUGUUAAAUGUUUAAGUAUUUCUGUUUUGUCAAAAAAUUGUAUCCACAUAGUACUUACUAAAGAAAAAUGACAUGAAAAAACUAGAAAAUGUAAAAUGCCUAUAAAUAGCUCAAAAAUAUUUUCGUGAUUUUUGUAAAACCGUGGAUUAUUUUAUAAAUAGUGGUGGAUUUUUUUUAAAGGGAGUACAUUAUUCAUAUAAAGUAAAUUAAUCUAAAAUAUGUAAUAAAAACUGUAGACCAUUUACAGGGGGGGCACAUGCCUCUGUACCCUGCCCCCUGAUCCGCCUCCGAUUAUAAACAUACUUUUAAUUUAUAAUACAAUUAACGGUCUAUUCAGUUUCAGUUUACGUAUUUAGUUGUGAUGUGUUGUUUGUUCAAAUAUUUUUUUUUUUGAGACAGUAUCAAAUUUAACUUAAUAGAUAACCUAUCCUUAAUAGCUUAAAAGGUAAAAAUCUAUUAGUUACUAUAAUACAUUUUGAAUAGAAAUUUUGUAUAAGUACGUGAUAUUUUGAAGGGGUUAUUGGUAUAAUAACCUUAUACCUGACACAUUGUUUUUGUAAAAAAAAAAUCAGCAUAAUCCUUGCAAGUAAUUUGUAAUUACUAUACAAAGUGUCCUACAGUGUUACCCAUAUGCUAAUGAUUCUUUCAAUAUUCAUUUGUUUUACAUUUUUUGUUUUUUCAAUGAAGGUUUUUUGCAAGGGAGACACAUAAUAGUCAGAAAAAAAUAAAAUUUUUAUUUUUAUGCUUUAAUUAUUAAAAAAAAUUACUUUAUUUUAUCACUUUUUCAAAAUUUUCAAAAUAGCCAUUCUGUAAAAGAUAUUAUUCUAAAAAUUUGAAUGUAACAUACAUUUCAUACAUUCAUAUUGGAGGAAUAGUUUCUUAGUAAAACCAGUUUUAAUUAAUAAAAAGUUGAUGUUAAAAUAAUUAAUUUCUAAUAGAAUAACACUUUACGCAAUAAGAAAUCAUCAUGGUAAUUCCUCAUUUUCUGUUGAAUAUUAAUUUUUUUUAGGCCUAUUUUCUAUAUGUUAAAGCCACUAUAAUUUAUAAACUAUUAAUCAGAUAAUUCUACUACCAUUUAGUCUAAUAAUAUUUGCUUGAAGUGCUUUUUUUCAAAGCUUUUUGAUGUUUUUAAGUGCUUUUUUGUGAACUUUAAGUGCAAAUAAGUCCCAAACCCUACCUAUGUAAUCAACAUUGGGGCAUCAGAAUAUUGGCUUGAUUUAGCAUUCAAAGUAAUAUGGUGGUAGUUUAAGUUUUAUCAUGUGUUAAUUUUAUAUUCAUUUAUGUAAAAAUGUAUUUAAUUUCUAUUUAUUUAAAAUUAAAUAAACAGAAGACUGAUACUUACUAGAUGAAUAAUUUUUUUGAUAUUCUCAGUAUUAUCUGAGUAGUAAUUUUCUAUCGAGAAAAAUUAAAGAGCAUUCAAAAAGAGAGUUGUAAAUCUGAAAAUGCUUUUUUCUUUUUUCGGAUAGAAAAUAUAUAUUCAUUUUAAUGUUUUAAUCCAUUAGAGAGUAAACACAGAAAGUACUUAGAGAUAUUAUUUUUAAAAAUUCCAAAAAGUCAAAAAAUAGUAAUUUUUAUUAUUUCUUUAACAUUUAAAUAAUAAAAAAAAACGUGAUUUAUGAGCUAAAGUAAGAUGAAUGUUCCAAACUUAGACCUUGAAUCCUGUAAGUUUAUAUUUUUUAUGAAUCGUUUUUUAAUUUUAGGAAUUUUUUCGCCAAUGAUGCAGGAAGAUUCAUUUUAUGAAUUGCACAGUAAGUAUCUAAUGUUAAUUUCAGGAAGAAGAAUACCCAGAUGUUGUUGUUACAUACACUAGCCCAGGAAAUGAAGAUCAGUUUCAACGAAUCUUGAACAGUACUGAGUACAUUAACUGGCAAAAGAAACCACUAUUCCAAGCUAUCCCAUUCAGAAUGAAGAACAUUGUAGAAUCUAUGAUUGAAGAGAAGGGUUUGAAGAGUAGGCUGUAUUCAAAUGCAGUACUUAAGUGGAUGCCUGCGGAUGCAGCUGCUAGAUUAGAUUAUAAGUAUGAUUAAACAACAUUAACAUAAAUAUUUAAUACAAUUCCACUUAGUGCAAUUUCUGAUCAAUACAUAGCUUUUUCUAGAAUAUAAUUAUUUUGACAGCUGUCUUACAAAAAAAUUACAGACUUGUUUUUGUUUUAAAAUAUUUUUGAAAAAACUUAAAUGGCACAAGAUAUCCUCAAAAUUUAACAAAUCAAGUAACGUAAUUUUGUUAUGUUACCCGUUAGAUAGAGAUUUAAAAUGUUGGGUUCAUGUCCUCUUAAGAUGAUUACCUAAUUGAUUAUUACUAGUAGAUAUUAAAGUAGUACCUAUACAAAUGUCAAUAAAUUGCUUAUCUAAAAUUGAUUGAAUUCCAUAGGUAAAGAUUUAAGAUUUUCCACUAAAAGGUUAAUUUAAUAUUAAAAUAUAUAUGCACUAUAAAUGUUACUAAUAAAUGGUGGAUUCUAUACUAAUCAGAGGUCACAUAAAGUGAAACUCUCUUAUUGUUUAUUUAGAUUAUAUUUAAAAUUAAUAAUUUAUUGGUAGACAUUUAUCUCAUGAACAUAGUAUAUUUUUGGCUUGCGUAUAGUUUACAUUAAUUUUUGUUAAGUAUCUACGUUGAAAAUUAAAAAAAAUAAAUAAAAAUAUUAAUAAUAAUAAUAGCAAUAAACUUAUAAAUAUAUUUGUCUUAAUAUUUAAUGAUGAACAGUAAAGAAUAAGGAACUAUUAACAAAAAUACGUAAUUAUUGUACAAUUUAAUAUUUUAUUAAUGUAUGAUAAAUGAUUUAGUAAAGGUAAAAAUAAUAAAUUAUAUUUUAAUGACAGUAAAAGUCAUACAUUUGUUAAAACUUCAGUUUUUGGGAUUGUCAUAUUUGAAUACUUACAUUAAAUAUUAGUUUUUAGACAAAACAUAAAUGUAAUUUAAUUACUUAAUUACAUAGGAAAAAAGAAAUUAAUGUACUGUUAAUUAUUUUUUUAAAUUUUAAAUUGAUUACUUACUCAUUUGUAUAAAUAACAUUAUUUUUGUUUUAGGGUUCCGGAAGAUGUUUUUAUUGGUCGAUUGAAUGUGGAUCAUAUUGACUUUAUUUAUUCACUGUGGAGUCAUAGCGAUGUAUAUCCUAAGUCGGAUCUUUGGGAUACAGUGAGGUUGAAUAUUGGUUUGGGUGUAUUUAGUCGGCAUAAUAAUGAGCUGUUGGCUUGGGCUAUGUGUGGCAGUUACGGAGGUCUAAGUACGCUGAUUGUUCAGCCAGAUUACAGAGGACGUGGAUUCGGUAAAUUAGUUGUUUUGGCGGUCACCAAGGUCAUGGGAGAGUCAGGAGUUUCUCCUCAUGCACUCAUCAAUGAAAAAAAUAAUGUGUCAUUGGGAUUGUUUAAGAAUGUGGGCUAUACUAAACAUUCGACUCCAUUACCCUACGUUGUAGUAGAAGACCCGGAUAUAUCUGGACCAUAAAAAGGUUAUUUUAUCAAGGAAUUUACCUUUACGAUUGGAUUUACACAAAUAUUUUAUUAGUUGAAAUGAUACGCUAGAAUUCGGCAAGAAGCUUACAGAAGGGACAGUUGAGGAAAUAAUGAAGAUUAAAACGAUAAUAUUUAAAAUAUUGUUAUUAUUGAUUUUUCACAAAAAUUGGAUUUCAAUUGAAACGUUAAAUUGAACAUUUUUAUAACUUUCUAUAGUAUUAUGUAUGUAUCCAGUAAUGGAUAUAAUAUAUUAUUAUACAACAGCAAAAUAAUAAAAAUAAAUCAUA